Messenger RNA from Racocetra persica, 1280 nucleotides. The record is from the annotation of a GenBank genome assembly. Lineage: Eukaryota; Fungi; Glomeromycota; Glomeromycetes; Diversisporales; Gigasporaceae.
UUGCAAUUGUUACUGGUUUUGGAUUGGAUAUUGUUAAUCAAAUUGAUACUACGCCAUGCAAAACUGGUGAGAAAAGACCAGAAUAUAAAGGAAGGGAAAGCACCCAACAAACAGUCAAAGAUUGUCAAGUCGCCUUGCUCCGCUGGCAAUCAUCAUCCCAAAACAUUCACGCUCUUUUGCCUGCCUUAACCAAUACCGCUCCUGCGGCGUUGGCUGCUCAAAAAGAAGAAUAUGAACAAAAGAUCCAACAAAUUACUAGCUCAAUGAAUGCUUUGAAAGAAGAGCAUGAUAAACAAAUUAGUGAAUUUUCUAGUAAAUUUGAAAAUCAGAAACAUGAAUACGAGACACAAAUCAACGAUCUUAUCGCCUCUUUAGCCGCCCAAAAAGAAGGUUAUGAGGCACAACUUAACGAUUUAUCUGCAGCCUUAGCCACAGAAAGGGAAACGUUUGAACUGAAAAUUAAAGAGUCUAACACUUCUUUAGAAACUCAAAGAGAGCAAUAUGAGACAAAAAUAAGAGACCAUUCUCAAUCUUCAGAGACAAAAAUGAACGAAUUGACUGCUGCAUUAGAUGCUCAAAGGAAACAAUAUGAUGAGCAACUUAAGCAAUAUAAUGCUUUAUUGUCUACGAAACAAGAAUUUGAGGUUGCACUGAGAGAACGUGAUUCAAUUAUUAAUAAACUUCAAACUGAUAUCAGUGGCGUUGCAAGUGAAAAAGGAAAGCUAAGUCAAGUUGUAAAAGAAUUAGAGGAAACUAUCAAAUCUAAUUCUACCACAAUUGAACAAAAAGAGGAUAAAGUUGGUAAAUUAGAGAGCGAAAUUUCCGGUAUAAAGGAUCAACUUGCUAAUUUAGCAAUUAGCGCAAAUGCUACAAAGCCGCUCUCAGAUCCAGGUAAUCGUAGUAAAUCAGCUGAUGAGGCUUCUUCAGAUCCUCUGAUUGGACCACAUGUUCCACCAUUCCAAGCUGGCGGACAACAACCGCCACCAUCUGGUAGUGGAUAUAUGUACCAAGCACCAUAUGGAAAUUAUAGUCCACAACCGUUCUAUCAAGGUCAACAACAGUUUUAUAAUCCGGGUCAAACGCCAUACGGCUAUCAGCAACAACCCAUUUAUGGACAGCAAGGACCACCUUCAGGCUAUCAAGCAUCAGGUUAUCAGCAACAGCAACCUUACGGGCAACAAGGAUCAUUUGUUGGUGGAUUCAUGCUUCCCGAUGAUGCACCUCCAGCAUACGAUGGCCCUAAAGAAGGUUAUAAGGAUGAUAAAAAAGAAAAGAGUUAA